Lepisosteus oculatus (spotted gar) is the source of this 2885-nucleotide messenger RNA. RefSeq names its product pinopsin-like. Gene Ontology annotation, molecular function: G protein-coupled photoreceptor activity. The record is from RefSeq and is a predicted model, not a curated record. Gene Ontology annotation, biological process: G protein-coupled receptor signaling pathway; cellular response to light stimulus; phototransduction. NCBI's taxonomy places the organism in Eukaryota, Metazoa, Chordata, Actinopteri, Semionotiformes, Lepisosteidae. Gene Ontology annotation, cellular component: plasma membrane; photoreceptor outer segment.
GGCUUGGGCUCGGGCUCGGGCUUGGGCUCGGGCUCCUCGACAGCAGGCCUGAGAGACUCGGAGCUGGGGAUACCUGAGAAAGCACACCGUGGGCUGCCCUGGAGGCUGUGAGGCAGUUUGCCAAUGGGGCUGGUGUGCUGCUAGGCAAGGCGAUGGGGUCCCUGCUCCUCCACAGUGGAGAGAGGGGCUGAGCCUGUGUCCUACUCCCAGACACUUAACAUCAGCGGACAGACUGGUGGUGGGAUUGGAGAGGAAAGACCAAGCAGGCUGAGAUCAUGCGAGAUUGUACUCACACCUGGUUUAGCCUCAGACCCACCCUCCGAAAGGUUUCCACCCAUGUGCGCAGGGAGUAGUGAGGUUCCAGGGCACUAAUUCCUCCUCCCUAUAUAAAGGGACCCCAUGCCACGCUUGAGAAAGAUUGAUCGGCAUCCCUCAUUCUGCCUCUCCCUCCUGCACUCUCUCUGCAUCUCACGAUGCCCAUCCUGGUGAACUCCAGCACGGCCGCUUUCCCUCUUGAGAAGAACAGCACGCCGGGGCCCUUCGAUGGGCCCCAGUGGCCUCACCAGGCCCCCCGCAGCACCUACCUCAUGGUGGCCGUGCUGAUGGGCACGGUUGUGGUGCUGGCCUCCUUCGUCAACGGCCUCGUCAUCCUGGUCUCCCUGCGCUACAAGAAGCUGCGCUCCCCUCUCAACUACAUCCUGGUCAACUUGGCGGUGGCCGACCUCCUGGUGACCCUCUUUGGGAGCACGGUCAGCUUUUCUAACAACGUCAACGGCUAUUUCAUCCUGGGCAAGUCUGUGUGCGAGUUCGAAGGCUUCAUGGUCUCUCUCACAGGGAUUGUAGGACUCUGGUCCCUGGCGAUCCUAGCAUUUGAACGCUACAUUGUCAUCUGUAAGCCAAUGGGAGACUUCCGCUUCCAACAGAGGCACGCUGUAAUUGGCUGUGGGUUCACAUGGGUGUGGUCUCUGAUUUGGACAGCACCUCCCCUUUUUGGAUGGAGCAGCUAUGUCCCAGAAGGGCUUCGGACGUCUUGCGGGCCAAACUGGUACACUGGCGGUUCCAACAACAACUCCUACAUCAUGAUGCUGUUCAUCACCUGUUUCAUUAUGCCUCUAAGCAUGAUCCUCUUCUCCUACGCCACCCUGCUGAUCACCCUCCGAGCUGUGGCAGCACAACAAAAGGAGUCGGAGACCACCCAGCGGGCCGAGCGGGAGGUGACCCGCAUGGUGAUCGCCAUGGUGAUGGCCUUCCUCGUCUGCUGGUUGCCAUAUGCCACCUUUGCCAUGGUCGUGGCCAUCGACAAGAACAUCGUGAUCCAGCCCACGCUGGCGUCCAUGCCCUCCUACUUCUCCAAAACCGCCACCGUCUACAACCCCGUCAUCUACGUCUUCAUGAAUAAGCAGUUUCGAAACUGCAUGCUGACGAUGAUGUGCUGUGGACGCAACCCUUUCGCCACUGAAGAGGACAGCUCAGUCACAGGCACCAGUACGGCUGGCAAGACCGAGAUCUCCUCUGUCUCUUCAGGAGGGAGCAGCAAGGUCACCCCUGCUUAACAUCCAGAAACUAACCACAACCCCUUUCAAAGGACAGAAGUCGGAGUGUGCCGCAGAGCUUAGGCGAUUCCCUCAUUCAUAUUUUCUGUAAACUAGUUUCGUUUACAGCUGUCCUACAAGCUGCCUACUCCCGCAACAUAACCAGUCCACCCACUUUACUCUUAAACCCUUCUGCUAGAGCGUGCCUCCACACGCAGACAAGCUCAAGACAAGAGCACUGGCCCUGCUGCUUGAUCAAGAGAGUAGUGUCCUGGUUUAAGAACUGUCUGAAAAGCUCUAACAAACUCCAUAGUUUGUUACUCAUAGCAAAAAAAAAAUACCAACUUAAAAACGGUUUGGGUUUUUACACAGGCGAUGCACAUAAGGUUUAACAAAUAUCUACUGUAGGUGCUUCCAUUUCUGUGCAUCACAAUUUAUUCACAUAAAUAUAAUUCCAUGCAGUCCCAAUCCUGCUGACCAAAUAUCUCUUCCAAAUAUUUAUUAAAAGCAAAAAUACACAUUUAACCCAAAAGCCAGAAAAAGCAACCAUCAUUUUAACGUUAUCGUUCUGUUUUCUUUCUUUUUUUCAAAACAACACAUACUAAUGACUACAGUAAAAUGCUCUUGGGAUAUUUAAAGUACUAUUUUUCCCUUCCUUAGCUUUUAGAAUGCUAUGAACAGCUUUGGCUUCUUUACAUUUCAGAUGCUGUCUCUCAAUAUUGAGUGACCUGUCACCCAUUUCAGCUAAGGCAUGGGUACACAUGGGGAAAAUGCCAUUUCAUUAUCUUAACUGCGACAAGCAAACAGGUCAGCAAAUCUCACAUGUAAUUCUGAUGAACUGUGAGCUAGGAAACCUGCCAAAGGCAGAACAGAGAGACACUACGCCUUUUACACUGACUACAAGAGAGCAUCUUUAGGGUUGUCCUAAUCCUAGACAUGGAAGAAGCAUCAUCCUUUCCCAAAUGACUGACAGAGUCACCAUUUACAGCCAAUAAAGAUGUCAAAGACAAAUGAAUAACUCAUCAUUACCAUUGUGCUGUAUGUCCCCCUGUGUAUCCAAAGAAAAGAGGAGUGCAGAACAUGCUAUUCUAAAACCUUAAAUGUUUGAUUGCUUCAUCUGGGAUGACAUUUUUAUCAAAAAUGUUAUGUAACCUGUUAAUUACAUGACAGGAACAUAGGCCUUUGCCACAGGAUUUAUUAUUUAGCAGUCUGCAUAUAAUUUAUUCUGCCAGCUUGGUUGAGGAAAAAAUUGAAGUAUUUUAAUUUUAACCUAGUAAUUAUGAAAACGUAGUACUGUUAUGACCUGGGUUCAUAAUGACCUGGGCCUUUCUUUCUAUUCUUCUUAUGUCAAGU